AUGCCACGAGAUAGAUUACAGGAGUUGAGGGAGAAAGCUUCCGGAAACCAUAUUUAUCAUGAACCUGAGACAAAAGAUCCAGCCAACCAGCCUCUCAUCGACCCAUCUGCCGAUUUUGGAAUGUUUCUGGAACGAUGUUCGAACCUCCGACAAAGUCUGAAAAGUCUAGAUGAUGAGUAUGACGCCAUAGUACAACUUCAUGGAUCUCUUCUCUCAACCCCUGGAGCGGAUGCAGAUAACUCCGUCAAACUGAAUAAUCACUCACAGAUGUUUAUCACAAAAGCAGAUCAAAUACAGAAAAGUUUGAAAAUACUAUCGGAGGAAACUAGGAAUUUACCUGCAAACGCGUGUGGAAUCUCUCGGGCAAAGAACGAACAAGUACGGGCAAUCUACAGAACAUUCGAAACUAUGAUGAUCAAGUUCAAUAAGGAACAAGAAGAAUAUAAAGACAAGGCAAAAAGGAAAAUAGUUGACUACUUGAAAAUUAGAAACAUGCAGCUUAGCGAUGAGGAAAUCGAAGACGCAGUAUCUUCAGGAAACUUGUCAGAACUGACGAAAGGUGUUAUGCUGGCGUUGAAUGAGAAGAAGGCACUGUAUGAUGAUGUCAAAUCACGUGCUGACGAAUUGAAGAAUCUGGAACGACAGAUGGGAGAACUCGCGCAAAUGUUCCAUGAUCUCCACAUUCUGAUUGUCAGUCAAGGCGAGAUGGUGGACCAUAUUGAGAAUAGCGUUCAUAACGCUACUGAAUAUGCUCAGAGAGCCCGUGGAAACGUUGAAGAAGCUCGAACACUGCAGAAACGUGCUAGAAAGAUGAAAGUGUGCAUCAUCAUCGGAGCAAUCAUUGCAGUAUUGAUCCUUCUUGUCUUCUUCCAAGCUGCUAAGACAAUGACCAAUCAUCAUAUCGAACGUGAUCUUCACAGCGCUUCUGUAUACACUCAUCAAGCUCGUUCGGAUGUCGCAGAGGCAAGAAAACUCCAACAACGAGCCCAAGCCAUGAAGGUGUGCAUUGUCAUUGGUGUCAUCAUUGCUAUCUUGAUUCUGAUUUUUGCUUUUCUUGAGUCAAACAUGUGCCAAUUCUUGUCCAUUUGCUGA
Molecule: messenger RNA, 1092 nt
Organism: Caenorhabditis remanei
Lineage: Eukaryota; Metazoa; Nematoda; Chromadorea; Rhabditida; Rhabditidae
Exons: 7
Coding region: 1-1092 (363 amino acids)
Biological process (GO): intracellular protein transport; synaptic vesicle fusion to presynaptic active zone membrane; exocytosis
Cellular component (GO): endomembrane system; presynaptic active zone membrane; synaptic vesicle
Molecular function (GO): SNARE binding; SNAP receptor activity
Source: RefSeq, a predicted model, not a curated record